GUAAAGAGAAAAACAACAGGUUUUAAAAGCAUAGAUAAUUCAUAAAAUUUAAUUAACUUCUUUACACAUUAGCAUAAAAUGAUCGGACUUAUUGUUUUUACCAAAUUCUCAGUAAUUGAAUUUCGAUUAUUAUUCUAGAAUCAAUAUACAUUAUCAUGUUGCGGUACUUGGUGCUUCUCUGCGUGUUGAUAUGGUCUGCACAAGCUACGAAGGCAGUUCCGAAGAUAGUCGGAGGAACGGAGGCUGCUGAAGGAGAGUUCCCAUACCUGGCUUCAUUGAGAGUAUACAAUAACCGAAAUGUGCUGAUCCAUUUCUGUGGAAGCUCUAUUAUCUCCCAUUGGUUGGUGUUGACUGCAGCCCAUUGCAUGAUAGACUAUCCCAAAGAGCGAAUACAAGUAGUGGCUGGUACAAUAGACUAUUUCGGCGACGGCGCGAAAUAUGGAAUUGUUAAAUUCAUCAAUCAUGAAAACUACAACAGAACCUCACUUGCGAACGACAUAAGUCUAAUUCUAGUGAACAGACCAAUUCAGUUGGGGAAGAAAGUUGGUUUAAUCAAAUUGCCAACAGAGAAUACUCCAGGUGGAUUGGAUCUCAUAAUAGCUGGAUUUGGGUUCAUUAAUUCAAAAGAAAGAAGACCACGUAAACUACAAAAGCUGACAGUAAAAUCGCUAUCGGUGCAAGAAUGUCAGGAAAGCUCACUCAAAGCUUACAAAAAGUAUAAUCCGAUUACUGACAAACUACUCUGCACAUACAAAGAGGUUAAUCAAGGCAUUUGCCAAGGUGAUUCCGGCGGCACUCUUGCUUACCAGGGUUCUUUAGUUGGAAUUCCAUCUUGGAACAUCCCUUGUGCUCAAGGAGAACCAGAUGUUUUCACUAGGGUUUAUGAGUAUUUAGACUGGAUUAGCACAACUACAGGGAAACUACCUAUACCAACAUAAUAUUUUAAUAAAUAUAUAAAUAUAGCUACCAAGCUUGAAAUUAAUUCCAGUGGAGGUUUAUUAAAUGUCUGUCAUAAUUUCAGUAA
This is a messenger RNA of Pieris napi, 1024 nucleotides long. RefSeq names its product chymotrypsin-2-like. The record is from RefSeq and is a predicted model, not a curated record. Gene Ontology annotation, molecular function: serine-type endopeptidase activity. Gene Ontology annotation, biological process: proteolysis. The transcript is spliced from 5 exons. Bases 156 to 938 code for a protein of 260 amino acids. NCBI's taxonomy places the organism in Eukaryota, Metazoa, Arthropoda, Insecta, Lepidoptera, Pieridae.